Molecule: messenger RNA, 600 nt
Organism: Lottia gigantea (owl limpet)
Lineage: Eukaryota; Metazoa; Mollusca; Gastropoda; Lottiidae
Exons: 2
Coding region: 1-600 (199 amino acids)
Source: RefSeq, a predicted model, not a curated record
AUGUCUGGAUGCGACGGUGCCAAUGAUUCUGUAAAAGAAAAUACCGGAAGAUCGUCUUCUGUAUAUUUGUUUGAUGGUGCCAAUGAUUCUGUAAAAGAUAUUAGAUCGUCUUCUGUAUCUUUGUUUGAUAGUGCCAAUGAUUCUGUAAAAAACAAAAGACCACCUUCUGUAUCUUUGUUUGAUAGUGUCAACGAUUCUGUAAAAGAUAAUAGAUCGUCUUCUGUAUCUUUGUUUGAUUGUGCCAAUGAUUCUGUAAAAGACAAUACUGGUAGAUCGUCUUCUGAUUUGUACGAUUCAACUGAUACUAUCACUAAUGAUCAUCAUACACCUGAGCUCAAUGGUGGUCCAUCAAAGAGAUUGCAUAAAACUCCAGAGGUUCUUUACAUGCCAAAUAGUUAUGGAGAUUCCAAAGAUUUCGACAUUUCCGAUCCUAAAGAUCCCGAAUGGGCACCACAGAGGAAAGAACCUUGGGUAAUUCCUAGUGCAGACCCAUCAGACAAUCAUGGUAUUGUAGAGCUAGCAUGUCAUGAACAUGCGUCGGAUCUAGAUUUUAGUGGUGUUGAAAUUGACAAUCCUGAAGCUGAUGGUAAACAAUCUUAA